AUGAGGCACCCGAAUAGUAAUGAAGUUCGUUCAUUUGUGGAUUUGGUGACCGAUGUGAUAGUUGAUGAUGCUAGUGCAACAAUGAAUGUUGAGGACAAAUUGGAAGCCGUUUUGCUCAACCUAGAUGAUGAUGAGAAGAGUGAUGGCUAUGUGGAGUGUGUAAAUGCAUUGCAAGAUGCCUCCAACAAAGCCCUCAAUCGAAUAGCUUCCUACCUUGGAGCUAAAGCCAUUGCUCCCGCACCUCAGGCAGAGUCCACAUUGGAGGUGCUACAAAGGUGGAAAAAGAAAUCGGUUGGACUUUGUGAUGUUGCGGUUGGAGCGCUAUUGGGGCAAAGAAUCAACAAAAUCUUCCAUCCGGUCUACUAUGCUAGCAAGAUCAUGAAUGAUCCCCAAGUCAACUACACAGUGACCAAAAAUGAGCUACUUGCUAUUGUGUUUGCCAUGAAGAAGUUCCAGCCAUAUUUGAUGGGUACUAAGGUGAUUGUUCACACUGACCAUGCGACGCUUUGGUAUUUGAUGAGCAAGAAAGAUUCUAAAGCAAG
This is a messenger RNA of Nicotiana tabacum (common tobacco), 542 nucleotides long. The record is from RefSeq and is a predicted model, not a curated record. NCBI's taxonomy places the organism in Eukaryota, Viridiplantae, Streptophyta, Magnoliopsida, Solanales, Solanaceae.